AAGAAUAGUUCUGUAUCCAGCUCCAAGUUUUGCUCACUUGGUCUCCAUGGUUGGAUUCGGAAAGCUUAUCUUGCAGCAUCAACCGCAUUUAUCCAUUGUCAUCUUGGUCCCAUCCAUGCCUUCUGCUCAUACUUCUUCUUCUUCAUCAUACAUCAGUGAUCUCUCUGUGGCUGGAAUUCCCAUCUCUUCCUUUCUCUCCCUUCCCUCCAAGUUACAGUCUAUGAUUCUGUCGCCAUGAAUGCUCUCAAUGUUCUUGAUGCCCUAGAAACUUUAUCUUCCUCCUUCACCAUUUUGGCUCUCGUCACCUCAGCUCCUCAUCAGAACUUGAACACCCACAUCCCCAUCUUCUGCUACUUCACUUCAUGUGCUUCUGCUCUGGCUUUUUUCCUCUACUUACCCACCUUCCAUAGCCAAACCACUAAAAGCUUCACAGAUCUCAGAGAGACUCUCUUGGAUUUUCCUGUUUUGCCUUCUCUCAGUGCUUCUAACGUCCCUGAACCUGUGCUGAACCGAGAAAGCCCCUCCUACCAAUUUUUUCUGUGUUUUGCUUCUUCUCUACUGAAAUCCAAGGGAUUGAUAGUGAACACCUUCAAUUUUCUUGAACCACGCACUGUUCAAGCUAUAACAGAUGGUGAUUGUGUCCCAAAUGAUCAAACCCCCCCAAUUUUCUGCAUUGGUCCAUUGAUUACGAGUGCUAAAGAUCAUGCUAUUGCCAGCUCAACUUCUGAUUAUGAUGAAGCGUCCAAUUGCAUGGUAUGGUUAGAUAAGCAGCCUAGUGAAAGUGUUGUGUUCUUGUGUUUUGGAAGUAAGGGCGUGUUCUCUGAAGCUCAGAUAAAAGAAAUAGCUAUUGGUUUAGAAAGGAGCCGCCACAGAUUCUUGUGGGUAGUGAAAAGUCCUCAGGGUCUGAACACAGAACCCAAAUUGGAUGAACUGUUACCGCAUGGUUUCCUAGAGAGAACCAAAGAGAAAGGUCUGGUUGUGAAAUCAUGGGCCCCACAGAAUGCAAUUCUCAGGCACGAAUCAGCUGGUGGGUUCGUGACACACUGUGGUUGGAACUCAGUGUUGGAAGCAGUGAGCUAUGGUGUGCCAAUGGUGGCUUGGCCACUGUACGCAGAGCAGCAUAUGAACAGUGUGAUUUUGGUGAAGGAGAUGAAAGUGGCACUAGCAGCAAGGGAUGGAAGCAGAGAAGGGUUGGUGAGUUCAGAUGAGGUAGAGAGAAGAGUAAGGCAAUUGAUGGAAAUGGAAGAAGGGAAAGUUAUGAGAUGCAGGAUUUUGGAGAUGAAAGCCAUGGCCAUCAAUGCUUGGUGUUCAGGUGGGUCCUCUUUAAAUGCAUUCAUUGACUUGGUGAGCUCUUGGAAGCGUGGUUGACCAACUUAUGCUUACCCUUCACUGAAUUUGUCCAACUUCAUUUUAUUUAUUAAUGAUCAAUCAUCAAACGGUGCCUUGGGAGAAACCGAGAGAGAAAGUAGCACAAUGGAUUACCCAUUCUGGACCUGUUUAUCUUUCUGUUUAAU
This is a messenger RNA of Prosopis cineraria, 1514 nucleotides long. RefSeq names its product UDP-glycosyltransferase 88F5-like. NCBI's taxonomy places the organism in Eukaryota, Viridiplantae, Streptophyta, Magnoliopsida, Fabales, Fabaceae. The record is from RefSeq and is a predicted model, not a curated record. The coding region runs from base 235 to 1368 and encodes 377 amino acids. The transcript has a single exon. Gene Ontology annotation, molecular function: UDP-glycosyltransferase activity.